Armigeres subalbatus is the source of this 1399-nucleotide messenger RNA. RefSeq names its product leucine-rich melanocyte differentiation-associated protein-like. The transcript has 4 exons. Gene Ontology annotation, molecular function: protein binding. Bases 430 to 1200 code for a protein of 256 amino acids. The record is from RefSeq and is a predicted model, not a curated record. Lineage: Eukaryota; Metazoa; Arthropoda; Insecta; Diptera; Culicidae.
GUCGAGGUAGAAGAGAACGUUGCUUGCAGUCACGUCGUUCAGAAUCUCCGUACCUUCGGGAGAAAACGGUCGAUCGUUCUAAGUUGUUGGAUAGUUGAAUUGCAGACUCAUCUCUCUGGGAAGUGAGUGCCACCAAACGUGGUAUUUUAUCCAGUUUAUUGUGAAAGCCGGUCGGUGUUUGUGCAAUUGUUUUCAAAAGUGAUGAACAUUGUUUCGCCGGUGGAAUUCGAUCCGAUCUAUUUGGACGCGUUUUGAGUAUCCGAAGGUUGAUCUGCUUAAGGAACCACCAUCGUAGCUCUUGAGGAAGAGCUCUCAUUUUUUGGGCACGCCGUAAAUACAAAGGCCGUCAAAAUUCCGCUCUACAGGGAUCACUCGUUGUACCUCUACAAGCUCGUCUACCGAGCGAGUAGAAAGCGGCGCACCAAGGGAAUGCAUACCAUCGCGCACAAUGCCAAAUUCUUCAUUGAGAACUACUCGCACGCGGACGACGAUGACGAGCUGUACCUGAAUUACGACUGGUCGUCCGAUUCGAUGUCGAUUAAGAGCAACAUGAGCACUAGCAGCCAGUAUCCCGAGUCGGAAGGAAGCGGGGAACGGCUGUCAUUGGCGUACGAGAAGUUGUCGAAAAUUCCGCGUAAAAUCGCGGAGAAGUUUUCCAAGACGACGACCAUUCUGGAUCUGAGUUACAACGAUAUCAAAGAUCUCUCAUUCCUGAGCCACUUCCGCCAACUCAACACCCUCAUCCUGGACAAGAACCCCCAACCGGACGAAAAAACCCUGCCGUCAUUGCCAAAUCUGUCGCUCCUGUGGCUGAACAAUUGCGAAAUUGACAACGUCCAGAAGUGGGUCUACCGAAUCCGAGACUGCUGCCCAUCGCUGCGGUACCUCUCGCUCAUGGGAAACCCCGGUGCCACGUCCUCCUUCAACGGCAAUUCCACCCUCGAGCACAACGACUACCGCAUGAUGGUGAUCAGUAUUCUGCCCCAGUUGUCCCAUCUGGACGACGCGGAGGUAACCUCCGCCCAGCGGGCCCAAGCUAAACAGUAUAAGCACACCUACAAUAUCGGGCAGACGCCGUUCAACAUUUUCGAAACCGUUGGCCGGGGCCAGCAGAUGAGCCGAAAGGCUGCACAGCGACGCCAGAGGAAGAAGGAACAGGAACUGCAGCAUGUCAAGGACAACGGAACGGACGACUCUUGACUUGAGGAUGGCGGUGAAGCGCGGGGAAGUUUUUGAAAUUGACCAAAGCGAAAUCGAAUGAUUAUUUUACUCGAAUAUUAGAUUUAAACUCAAGACUGUUUGAAAUAGUUGUAUAUGUGUAUAUAUUCGUUAAGUAUAAACGAGAUAAAGCCUCAAUGUUACGAUUUUCCAGUACAAAUAUAAAUGGAGCAGAAUAAGA